AUGGGGGACAGGGACAUUAGCUUUGGGGUUUUGACAGUUUCCCCACCCCCACGUGUGUUUGGGAGCCCUGGGCUGGCGCGGGGCGGCCCCGGAUGUGACACGGCGUGGCGUGGCCCCAUCCCCCCUGCCUCCACAGGCACCAUCUGCGUCCUGCUGUCCUUCCCGUUCAUCUUCAGCCCGUGCCUGGGCUGCGGGGAGCGCACGCCCGAGUGGGUGGCCCUGCUCUACUACGCGCCCUUCAUCGUCAUCUUCCAGUUCGGCUGGGCCGCCACGCAGGUCGCCCACCUCAGCCUCAUCCCCGUGCUGGCCACCACCGACCACGAGAAGGUGGAGCUCACCGCCCUCAGGUACGCCUUCACCGUGGUGGCCAACAUCGCCGUCUUUGGCGCUGCCUGGCUGCUCCUCCACCUGCAGGCCCCUGCCCGGGACGUGGAUGUGGGUGACCAGCUGGGGGCCCAGGAUGUGCCCGUGUUCCGGAACCUGGCCCUGCUGGUGGUGGGUGUGGGCGCCGCCUUCUCACUGCUCUUCCACCUGGGCACCAGGGAGGGGCGCCCGCGGAGGGCGGAGGAGCCCGACGAGCGCAGCCCUCUGCUGGCCCCCUCAGCCCGGCCCUUGCUGCUCUGGAAGCACUGGCUGCAGGAGCCAGCUUUCUACCAGGUGGGCGUGCUGUACAUGAGCACCAGGCUCAUCGUGAACCUGUCUCAGACCUACGUGGCCAUGUACCUCACCUACUCCCUCCACCUGCCCAAGAAGUUCAUCGCCACCAUUCCCCUGGUGAUGUACCUCAGCGGCUUCUGCUCCUCCUUCCUCAUGAAGCCGGUCAACAAGUACAUGGGGCGGAACCUGACUUACUUCGCCGGCCUCCUGGUGAUCCUGGCCUUCGCCGCCUGGGUGGCGCUGGCGGACACGCUGGGCCUGGCCGUGUACGCGGCGGCGGUGCUGCUGGGCGCCGGCUCUGCCACCAUCCUCGUCACCUCGCUGGCCAUGACAGCCGACCUCAUCGGCCCCCAUACGGACAGUGGAGCCUUUGUGUAUGGUGCCAUGAGCUUCUCAGAUAAGGUGGCCAACGGGCUGGCGGUCAUGGCUGUGCAGAGCCUGCAUCCCUGCCCCUCGGAGCUGUGCUGCGCGGCCUGCGUGGGCUUCUACCGCUGGGUGAUGGCGGCG
This is a messenger RNA of Dipodomys ordii (Ord's kangaroo rat), 1164 nucleotides long. RefSeq names its product major facilitator superfamily domain containing 12 (gene Mfsd12). NCBI's taxonomy places the organism in Eukaryota, Metazoa, Chordata, Mammalia, Rodentia, Heteromyidae. Gene Ontology annotation, molecular function: symporter activity. Gene Ontology annotation, cellular component: membrane. Gene Ontology annotation, biological process: carbohydrate transport. The transcript has 9 exons. The annotation marks the transcript as partial. The record is from RefSeq and is a predicted model, not a curated record.